CGGUGGAGGAUAUGUGAUUGGUUAUCGCAAUGGCACAUUUCAAUACCGCCAUCUUGCUGUCGUUGAACUGUGGAAGCCGGGUAAAUUGUGGUGAAAAUUAUAUCAAGCCGCUUUGCGGCAAUCUGCUAUUUGUUUUCACCGGCGUAGGAUAAAGCCGGCAGCAUGUAUCUGUAUAAUUUAACUCUACAAGGCUCUACAGCCAUCACACAUGCCGUACAUGGCAAUUUCUCCGGCACAAAACAGCAGGAGAUAGUGAUAUCACGUGGAAAAAUUCUGGAACUGCUGCGCCCCGACCCAAACACCGGCAAAGUGCAUACAUUGAUGAAAAUGGAGAUAUUCGGUAUCAUAAGAUCUAUGAUGUCAUUCCGUCUCACUGGAGGCACGAAAGAUUAUAUUGUCAUAGGUUCAGACUCGGGCCGCAUAGUAAUUUUGGAGUACCUGCCUGCCAAAAACAUUUUGGAGAAGGUGCAUCAGGAAACAUUUGGCAAGUCAGGAUGCCGGAGGAUUGUUCCAGGGCAGUAUCUGGCUAUUGACCCCAAAGGCAGAGCUGUGAUGAUAGGUGCUAUUGAAAAGCAAAAAUUAGUAUACAUAUUGAACAGAGAUGCUGAAGCUAGAUUGACUAUCUCGUCACCACUCGAAGCCCAUAAAUCCAAUACUUUGGUGUACCACAUGGUGGGAGUAGAUGUAGGCUUUGAAAACCCAAUGUUUGCUUGCUUGGAGAUUGACUAUGAAGAAGCUGAUUCAGAUCCCACUGGUGAGGCAGCCCAAAAAACCCAACAAACAUUGACUUUUUAUGAAUUAGAUUUAGGAUUGAAUCAUGUGGUGAGGAAAUAUUCUGAACCACUAGAGGAGCAUGCCAACUUCCUCAUAACAGUACCUGGAGGAAAUGAUGGGCCAUCUGGAGUACUUAUUUGCUCUGAGAACUACCUAACUUACAAAAACUUAGGAGACCAACAUGACAUCCGAUGCCCUAUACCUCGACGAAGAAAUGAUUUGGAUGAUCCUGAGCGGGGCAUGAUUUUCGUCUGUUCAGCGACACACAAGACAAAAUCCAUGUUUUUCUUCUUGGCCCAAACUGAACAGGGAGACAUCUUCAAAAUCACAAUUGAAACUGAUGAAGAUAUGGUCACAGAAAUAAAACUGAAAUAUUUUGACACUGUGCCAGUUGCAUCUGCUAUGUGUGUGUUGAAGACUGGAUUCUUGUUUGUCGCGUGCGAAUUUGGCAACCACUACUUGUACCAAAUAGCACACUUGGGCGAUGAGGAUGAUGAACCAGAGUUCAGCUCUGCUAUGCCUUUAGAAGAGGGUGAUACAUUCUUCUUUGCUCCAAGACCACUAAGAAACUUGGUGCUGGUAGAUGAACUUGACUCUUUGUCACCCAUCUUAGCUUGCCAUGUGGCAGACUUAGCUGGUGAAGACACACCCCAAGUGUACCUGGCCUGUGGCCGUGGACCUCGGUCCUCACUGAGAGCUUUGAGACACGGUCUGGAAGUAGCUGAGAUGGCUGUCUCGGAAUUGCCUGGUUCACCCAAUGCUGUGUGGACAGUCCGGCGCCACAAGGAUGAGGAAUAUGAUUCUUACAUCAUAGUAUCAUUCGUUAAUGCUACCCUCGUGUUGUCGAUUGGCGAGACCGUUGAGGAAGUGACGGACUCUGGUUUCCUGGGAACCACGCCGACGCUCAGCUGUCACGCCCUCGGCAGCGACGCGCUGGUACAAGUAUAUCCCGACGGUAUUCGACACAUCCGCGCCGACAAGCGUGUCAAUGAGUGGAAGGCACCAGGCAAGAAAACUAUUGUGAAAUGCGCAGUCAACCAAAGACAAGUCGUGAUAGCUUUGACUGGUGGAGAAUUAGUCUACUUCGAGAUGGACCCUACAGGUCAAUUGAACGAGUAUACAGAAAGGAAGAAAUUAUCAUCAGAUGUAUCCUGCAUGGCAUUGGGUUCAGUAGCGGCGGGGGAACAAAGAGCCUGGUUCUUAGCUGUUGGGCUGAAUGAUAACACUGUCAGAAUCAUCUCCUUAGAUCCCUCGGAUUGCCUGUCUCCAAGGUCAAUGCAAGCUUUGCCAGCUGGCGCCGAAUCUCUGUGUAUUGUGGAGCAGCCAUUUGAAAGUGGCGCAAAAUCUGCACUACAUCUAAACAUAGGUUUAAGCAAUGGAGUGUUGCUGAGAACUACAUUGGACCCUGUCAGUGGUGAUCUAGCUGAUACAAGGACAAGAUACCUUGGCUCGAGGCCUGUAAAACUGUUCAAAGUGCGCGUGCAAGCCGCGGAGGCUGUACUAGCCGUGUCUUCGCGGACCUGGUUGGGUUACCAUUAUCAGAAUCGCUUCCAUCUCACGCCGCUCUCCUACGAAUGCUUGGAAUACGCUGCUGGAUUCAGUUCAGAGCAAUGUGCGGAAGGCAUAGUAGCGAUCUCGUCCAAUACGCUACGGAUCCUGGCGCUCGAGAAACUGGGGGCCGUGUUCAACCAGACGCUACUGCCGCUCGAGUACACCCCGCGCAAAUUCGUCAUCAACCCCGACAAUAACCACAUACUCAUCCUCGAGACUGACCACAACUCCUAUUCUGAGGACAUGAAGAAACAGAGAAGAAUACAAAUGGCACAAGAAAUGCGUGAAGCAGCGGCGGGUGGUGGACCAGAAGAACAACAACUUGCCAAUGAAAUGGCGGACGCUUUCUUGUCAGACGUGUUACCUGAAAACAUAUUUUCUUCACCAAAAGCUGGUGCAGGUAUGUGGGCAUCUCAGAUCCGCGUAGUGGACAUGGGUAUCGGCGGCGGCCAGCCCAACACGCUGUUCAAGUUGCCUCUGGAACAGAACGAGGCCGCGGUGUCAGUGUGCAUCGUCCGCUGGGCGGCGCACGCCGAGCACGCGCAGCCGCACCUGGUCGUCGGCGUCGCUAAAGACAUGAUCCUCUCACCCAGGUCGUGUACCGAAGGCAGUCUACAUGUCUACAAGAUAUAUAAUACAGGGAAACUAGAAUUAGUGCACAAAACGCCAAUAGACGAGUAUCCGGGUGCCCUAGCUGCGUUCAAUGGGCGACUGUUGGCGGGAGUGGGCCGCAUGCUGCGACUAUACGACGUCGGCCGCAGGAAACUGCUGCGCAAAUGCGAAAACAGACACAUUCCAAACCUCAUAGCUGAUAUCAAAACCAUUGGCCAGAGAAUUUUCGUCUCUGACGUACAAGAAUCAGUAUUAUGCAUCAAGUACAAAAAGAGAGAGAACCAACUUAUCAUAUUCGCGGACGAUACAAAUCCGAGGUGGAUUACAAACAGCUGCAUACUGGACUAUGAUACUGUAGGAAUGUCCGACAAGUUUGGGAAUGUUGCUGUGAUGAGGUUACCUCAAUCGGUCAGUGAUGAUGUUGAUGAAGAUCCAACUGGAAACAAAGCAUUAUGGGACAGAGGUCUCCUGAAUGGCGCAUCACAAAAGGGCGAAAUAACAGUCAACUUCCAUGUUGGCGAGACUGUGACGUCACUGCAUAAGGCCACGCUGAUCCCGGGUGGUUCUGAAGCUCUGCUCUAUGCGACCAUCAGUGGAUCACUGGGCGUCCUACUACCAUUCACGUCACGAGAAGACCACGAUUUCUUCCAACAUCUAGAAAUGCACAUGAGGAGCGAAAAUUCCCCGUUGUGUGGACGAGAUCACUUAUCCUUUAGGAGCUACUAUUAUCCCGUGAAGAAUGUUAUCGACGGCGACCUCUGCGAGCAGUUCAACUCGCUGGAACCGGCGAAACAAAAGGCAAUCGCUGGCGAUCUCGAACGCACUCCCGCCGAAGUGUCAAAGAAACUGGAAGACAUCAGAACCAGAUACGCAUUUUAAUUUGACUACUUGUGUACCUAAUUUAAUUUUGAUUAUAAGCAAUAAAUAAGUUGACUGUGAA
Messenger RNA from Pectinophora gossypiella (pink bollworm), 3877 nucleotides. It is a transcript of the gene Sf3b3, whose product is annotated as splicing factor 3B subunit 3. Gene Ontology annotation, biological process: mRNA splicing, via spliceosome. Gene Ontology annotation, molecular function: U2 snRNA binding; protein binding. The record is from RefSeq and is a predicted model, not a curated record. Gene Ontology annotation, cellular component: U2 snRNP; nucleus. NCBI's taxonomy places the organism in Eukaryota, Metazoa, Arthropoda, Insecta, Lepidoptera, Gelechiidae. The coding region runs from base 163 to 3816 and encodes 1217 amino acids. The transcript is spliced from 17 exons.